GUGGAGUGCAAACACACAAAAAAAUAUCUUGUGGAGGAUUUAUUGGAAAUUAGCGUGUCUGCGCCAUCCUCGGGGUGUGGCUCUACUCAGAGUGUGAACUCUCCCAGGGAAGAGAAUAAACAGCAUACACACCAACACAGGCACAAGCGAGUCAGGCAAGAAAAGAGCAGUGCGAUGGCUUCAUCUCAAGGGAAAAACGAACUCAGAUUUGCAGACUGGAUGGCAAGUUUGCCGGAGAGUAUCCAGAGCACGCCUCUUACAAACCUAGCAAUCCCAGGCUCCCAUGAUUCCUUUAGCUUCUACAUAGAUGAAGCCUCUCCAGUUGGACCAGAGCAGCCAGAAACUGUCCAGAACUUUGUCUCAGUCUUCGGAACAGUGGCCAAAAAGUUGAUGAGGAAAUGGUUGGCCACCCAGACCAUGAACUUCUCCCACCAGCUGGAAGCUGGGAUUCGAUUUUUUGACCUGCGCAUCUCAACCAAACCCAGAGACCCCGACAACGAGCUCUACUUUGCUCACGGCUUGUUCAGUGCAAAGGUCAACGAAGGUCUGGAGCAGAUCAACACCUUUUUGGCCUCCCAUUCCAGGGAAGUGGUCUUCUUGGAUUUCAACCACUUCUAUGGCAUGCAGAACUCCCACCACGAGAAACUGGUCCACAUGCUCCAGGAUAUCUUCGGGAACAAGCUCUGUCCAGCCAUCUUUGCACAGGAGGUGAGCCUCAAGUACCUGUGGGAAAAAGAGUACCAGGUCCUGGUAUUCUAUCACAACCCUGCCGCUUUGGAGGUGCCUUUCCUUUGGCCUGGCCAGAUGAUGCCAUCUCCAUGGGCCAACACCACCGACCCAGACAAGCUGAUCCAGUUCCUGCAGUCCGCUAUCACAGAGAGGCGUAGGAAAGGGACUUUCUUUGUGUCACAAGUGGUGCUCACUCCUAAAGCCAGCACAGUCAUGAAGGGGGUGGCCAGUGGCCUGAGGGAGACUAUUACUGAAAGGGCUCUUCCAGGAAUGAUGCAGUGGGUGCGUACGCAGAAGCCUGGGGAAAGUGGAAUCAACAUCAUCACAGCAGACUUCGUGGAGCUGGGGGAUUUUAUCAGUGCAGUCAUUAUGCUGAACCGCCUGCUCGAAGAAGGAGGAGAAAAUGCAACUUGAUUUAGGGCCUGAGCUGCCUGAUGAGGGGAGAUUUUACUUGUAUUCUGUGGAGCAUUCUGGAGCGUUCAGAGUUUCUGGAAUCUUUAGGGCUACUAGAACUAGGGGUGGGUGGGGGGAUAUGUUUUUAGUGAGUAAUAAAAUGAUUGCCUAGCCUAGAGUGUAAAAAGGCAGCUGCUUUUCUUUGUUUCUGUUGGGGAUAAAGGGAAAGAGAUGUUACUGUGCUUUUUUCUCAUCUAUAGCAUAAUUAACUGAUAAAAACAUUGCACACGCACACACACACACACACACACACACAUUAACACACACACACAAAUCUGUGACUUAUUUUGAGCUAUUUUAGAUCUAAAGCGAGACAUUUCUGGCAGAAAAACUUGAGCCACUGUCUGAGAUCAACUAAACGAAAACCAAGCCAGUAUAUAUUGCAAAACAAAAUAAGCAUCAGGGCUGAGACAUGUAUUAUUUAGUUUUUAUUGAAGGAUGCUGACUUAAUAUUCUUGUCGAUAAAGGCAGGGAAUAGUUGUGAAUUUUCAAACAUUCUGUGAACUGUGUGGAUUAUGUAACUGGUUAUCAUGUUGACAAGAAAUUGUAUUAACCAUCCUGACAUAUAUUUCCAUUGUCAUUGACCACCUGCUGUUUAUUUUUGCUUGCAAAUGAUUGAAAUUCCUACCGUGAUGUCUGUUUGUGUGUUAGUGUUAUUGGUAAUGCAAACGAUGAGCACUAGAUCUUACUGGGCUGUAUUAAUAUAUGUAUGUAAAUGAUAACUGCAAUUUAAAAAUAAAACUUAAAAACUGCUUUGCUAUAGGAUAAAUAAUUCCAAAUGCAUACAAAAAAUGUUGUAUACAUUUUAUAGUGAAAUUUACCCCUUUUUGCACCUUAUGUAUGCUGUGCGUAUUACUGUCCAAAAAAUGUCAUUUUAAAUGUUUAAAAUAAAGCCCAGCAUGAAACAAUCAUCUACAUGUAUAUGAGCAAACCUACCUGGGGCUAGAUGAAAUCAUAGUUUAUAGAUGUGUCAUACCUACACUUUAUAAUGGUUAAGGCACCACCAUCAUUUUGAUGUAAAUUUAAAACAGUGCGAUUGUUUGUGGCUGUCAGGCAAAGAGCCGCACAAACUGCUUAUUUAGAUUGAGCUCCACAGCAAUGAGGUACUGACACCAAGACAAGGGUCAUUGGCAUUGAGUAGGCUCAUUUACCAAUCCAAGUGAAACCACUGAAAGAGCAGCUGUGUGGAUUUGUGUUCAGACACAACUUCAAGCUACUGUUACUGAAUUAGCCCAACAUGAUUGCCAAUGUCGACUGCAGCCAUUCUAUUUCUUUACAGACACUCUUCCCAGCUACACUUAAUGAAAAAUAAUGGCUCCCCAUUGACAUGUUUAUGUUCCCUUUAUUGAAUGUAAUAAUAUAUACCCCAGUUAUCAUUUUAAUUUAAAAAGUGCAUACUGUAUGUUUGUUAUAUUCAGUGUUAGGACAAUUUUUUGGUUUUUUUUAAAUUGUUUUAUGUUAUAAAUGUGCAGCUGGCAUUAAAUGAGAACAUCAGAUAUCUUAAUUACAUAUUAUGGGGUGUGUACAUAAUACUAAUUACCAUACAAUUGAUGUAAAAGGCAGACUGGGCAGUUGGUAUUUACUUAAUUAUAACUGGGUAGGAUAAUACAUAGAACAUGUAUAUUUUCUGAGUGGUUUUAUAACCCUUGAGUAGUUUUUAAAUACUUUGAAUUAACUUACACUUGAUGGGUACUAUUAUUGCUUAUACUUGGUGAUAGAGUGGCAAGAAUAGUGUAGGAAAGGCAUUUUAAGAUACCACAUCCCUAAAACAACUAUGCCCUCAAAGGUUUGAAAGAAAUACCCCCCCUAAAUUCAGACUGUACAUGCCAGGCGUUGCAUUGCUGGACCUACAACCCCUGCAAUAGACCUUGCCUGGAAGAAGGCCACCUAUCCUGCAUGCUGGUAUUCACUGGUCCCAAGUCAUCAUUCAUUAGUCAUUCAUUUGUCAUCUGACAAGCUUUAAAGAGGCAGCACCGACUGCUCCAAUGGGGUUAGGGAAGCGACAUCACAUCUCUGCAGAAUGUAUUCAAUCCCAUUUCAUUCACUUAAUUGUGGCAGUCUCCUUUCUGACUUUAUUGAAUAUCCUGGAAAUAAAAUGUGUAUUAAUUUAGAAUUGAAGUCUUGAACACAUUAUUUGAAUAGUUUUUGUUUCCACAAAUUGUUUAUGUUGAUAAAUGUUUAUGCUUUUUUGGGACAUUUUGCAGUUACUUUGCAUUCUAUGAGUAUCCUUCUUUAAACUGGAUAAAGGGCAGCAUGUCACUUUACAUCACACAAACAAAGUGACCCUCAGAGCCAGACUGGGGGUACUGUGGCAGUGUACCUCGUGGGGUGCAGUAUGUUGCUAUAUGUUGCUUAUUAAUCCGCACCAUAAUUCUAAACCAUUAAGGUAUUGGUUAUUAGAGAAUGUAGCACAUUUGGGUAAUUUGCUGCAGUUUUAUUGUAAACCUCAUCAUUGUAUUGUGACUAUUAGUUUGUGUGCCGUUAAUUUGCAAUACUUCAUUAUAUUUUACACAUUUUAUUAAGUAAAGGACCAGCAACAAAUUUUGCAUAAUACCACUAAUUCAUAUUAGUAGCCUAUAAGACAAAUGUAUACUGUCUGUUUUUGUUUAAGUUAGUCAGUGGUGCAGUGCCAAAUUGUGCACAAUUACAAGCCAUGUGCACAU
This is a messenger RNA of Polyodon spathula (Mississippi paddlefish), 3845 nucleotides long. RefSeq names its product PI-PLC X domain-containing protein 3. Bases 175 to 1143 code for a protein of 322 amino acids. The record is from RefSeq and is a predicted model, not a curated record. Gene Ontology annotation, cellular component: synapse. The transcript is spliced from 3 exons. Gene Ontology annotation, biological process: lipid metabolic process. Lineage: Eukaryota; Metazoa; Chordata; Actinopteri; Acipenseriformes; Polyodontidae. Gene Ontology annotation, molecular function: phosphoric diester hydrolase activity.